AUGGAAGGCGCGGCUGUGAGCGUGGAGCCCGCGGGCCCCUCUUGCUGGGACGAGCCGCUGCGCAUCGCCGUUCGCGGCCUGGCCCCCGAGCAGCCGGUCACGCUGCGCUCGGCCCUGCGCGACGAGAAGGGCGCGCUCUUCCGCGCCCACGCGCGCUACUGCGCCGAUGCCCGCGGCGAGCUGGACCUGGAGCGCGCGCCCGCGCUGGGCGGCAGCUUCGCCGGGCUCGAGCCCAUGGGGCUGUUCUGGGCCAUGGAGCCCGACAGGCGCUUGUGGCGGCUGACCAAGCGGGACGUGCAGACGCCGUUCGUAGUGGAGCUGGAGGUGCUGGACGGCCACGACCCCGAGCCGGAGCGGGUGUUGACCCGCGCGGUGCUGGAGCGCCACUUCCUGCCGCCGGGGGUGCGGCGUGAGGCGGUGCGCGCGGGCCGGGUGCGGGCCACGCUCUUCCUGCCGCCAGGACCUGGACCCUUCCCUGGGGUCAUUGACAUCUUUGGUGUUGGAGGGGGCCUCAUGGAAUAUCGAGCCAGCCUUCUGGCUGGCCAUGGCUUUGCCACAAUGGCGCUAGCUUUUUAUAACUUUGAAGAUCUCCCUAAGAAAUGUGACAGCAUAAACCUGGACUACUUUGAAGAAGCUCUGUGCUACAUGAUUGAACACCCCCAGGUCAAGGGACCAGGCAUUGGGCUUCUGGGUAUUUCUCUAGGAGCUGACAUUUGUCUCUCAAUGGCUUCCUUCUUGAAGAAUGUCUCAGCCACUGUUUCCAUCAAUGGAUCUGGGUUCAGUGCAAAUAUACCCAUACACUACCAACAGACCAGCAUCCUACCAUUGGGUCAUGACCUGAGGAGAACCAAGGUAGCAUUCUCAGGCCUUCUUGACAUUGUGGAUAUCCGGAAUGAUGUUAUAGGAGGGCAUGAGCAUCCCAGUAUGAUUCCAGUAGAGAAGGCCCAGGGACCCAUCCUGUGCAUUGUUGGUGCGGAUGACCACAACUGGAGGAGUCAGUCAUAUGCUCAGUUAAUCUCAGACCGGCUACAGGCACAUGGAAAGGAAGGCCCCCAGAUCAUCGCCUAUGCUGGCACUGGGCAUUACAUUGAGCCUCCUUUCUUCCCCAUGUGUCCAGCUUCCUUGCACAGACUACCAAACAAACCUGUUCUCUGGGGUGGGGAGCCCAGAGCUCAUUCUCUUGCCCAGGUAGAUGCCUGGAAGGAGAUAAUAUCCUUCUUUGGCAAAUACCUUGGAGGUGCCCAGAUGAGACCUGCCCCUAAACUGUAAUGUAUUUUGUCUAAUGUUGACUUGGGAGACUCAAGGUUGAAUUCAAGCAUUCAGUAACUGUAUGUGAGUCAUUUGUCUAUUGC
Messenger RNA from Ochotona curzoniae (black-lipped pika), 1352 nucleotides. RefSeq names its product peroxisomal succinyl-coenzyme A thioesterase-like. The transcript is spliced from 3 exons. Gene Ontology annotation, biological process: acyl-CoA metabolic process; fatty acid metabolic process. Lineage: Eukaryota; Metazoa; Chordata; Mammalia; Lagomorpha; Ochotonidae. Gene Ontology annotation, molecular function: fatty acyl-CoA hydrolase activity. Bases 1 to 1269 code for a protein of 422 amino acids. Gene Ontology annotation, cellular component: peroxisome. The record is from RefSeq and is a predicted model, not a curated record.